GAACGGGGCGACGAAACUGCGAUCGCGUGAUUUGGCAUGCUGCUCGCAGCGACCGCCAUCGAGUACCGGCAGCAGCAGUCCCGACAGCUACAAUCAAUCGUAGGCCUUGAAGAAGGCUCAGCGGUGGUGGUGUGCUGUCUGCCUGCCAUCCUUCUCUCUCCGCCUCUCUAUGCGUCCCCCCUCACUCCCCCCGGUCACGGGUCCCCAGCCUUUUCUGAGAGUGGAACCUUCGAGAGCGCAUUUCGACAUUGUCCAGGCAUGAGUGUCGCAGCACUGUAGGAAUUUUCGUCGUCGCCCUUGACGAAUUCGCCCGCGGAAUUGGAACCGGCCUAUCGUACGGGAAGCUAUGUUUUAGAUAUGUUCGUGGAGAGUGAAAGCCGUACUGGGACGAGGGACAAUCUUGUGGGAGUAUAAGAGCCAGUCGACUCAGAACUGAAAGUAACACUUAGCCGUAGAAGAGUGACCUCAUGGAUUUGUCCAUGUUCAGCACAUGGGAUUGUAGGAAACACUUUUCUCUCCUUCUUCUUCAAUAUACCUCUCCAGUUUACUGCAUGCGCAGUUAGAUAGUUCAGUCGGCUCAUAGGCAGAUAGUGAAGAAAUCAGAGAGCUGUAGGACCGUGGGUCUCUGCUGUAAGAAGAUACUCAGAUUAGUGCGAAAUAUCGGUGCUUGGAUUUCUCGUAGGAGGCAGCUGUCGAUUAUGUACUGGAGUCAGUAGGAGCAGGAACGGUGGUCGAAGGUUGCUGUCAAUUUUACCAGAAAUUCAGUUUGGAGGGAGCUGAAAGCAAGAGAGCAGAUUAUCAGAAGUCAGGCGGUGGAAGAGUUCUAAUGUUCUGAGUGCAUUAGACUUCCUUCGACGAAUGCUGUCAGCUUUUAGUUGAAUUGCGCUCAAAGGAACUGAAACCAAGAUAGCAAAUUAGUCUGAAGCGAGGCGGUGGAGGAUUAUUAUCGAUACUCAGUCUAGCAUAGCAAACGUAUCAAGAUGGCAGCAUCUACGGGGAGCAACCUCCAGUCGAUCGACUUAUGGAGCCUGGGCAGGUCCGUCAGUAUUGGGACCAAUACGGGCAGCAGAAGGAGCUUCGGGGGGAGCUCUAGGAAUUGGGGAGUUGGGCCGGACAAUGUUUUCGCCAGGGACUCGGAGAGCCGAAGGCAACCAGGGGACGAUGAUGAGGAAGCCUUGAAAUGGGCAGCGUUAGAGAAACUGCCCACCUACGAUCGUCUGCGGACUACAAUACUCGAGCAGUUAGGCAACAAAGCGGCCCCUACACAAUUGGAUGUGAGGUUGGCUGGAAUCGAGGAGAAUCAAGCCCUCCUCCGUAAUGUUUUCAAUAUGAAGAGCACCGAGGAAGAUAACGAGGUGUUUCUCACUAGAUUACGCAACCGAAUUCAGAGAGUGGAUCUCCAACAACCUACCCAGGAAGUUCGCUACGAUCAUUUAACCAUAACAGCUGACUGCUAUGUUGGUGGUCGUGCUCUGCCGAGUUUGACAAAUGCUGCGCGGAACACUAUUGAGUACGUCUUGAACAAGAUUGGAAUUCCUGUGACGAAGAAGACAAGCGUAUCCAUCCUGGACGACGUUAGUGGGAUCAUCAGGCCGGGCAGGAUGACAUUACUGCUCGGGCCGCCGGGUUCGGGCAAGACGACUCUUCUUCUCGCGCUGGCUGGAAGACUGGACAAGUCCCUGAAGGUCGACGGGAAGAUAACUUACAAUGGAUUUGACAUGAAGGACUUCGUCCCCCAAAAGACUGCGGCCUACGUUAGUCAACAUGACCUUCACAUUGGGGAGAUGACUGUGCGAGAAACUCUUGAUUUCUCGGCCCGUUGCCAGGGCGUCGGGGAGAGAUUUGAUCUUCUGGCGGAACUUGACAGGAGAGAAAAGCAGCGUGGACUUCGUGCUGAUCCGGACCUGGACUUCUUCAUGAAGUCCACGGCUGCCGGCACUGGAAGUCUUAUCACAGAAUACAUCAUGAAGAUUCUUGGUCUGGAUAUCUGUGCCGAUACUAUGGUCGGAGAUGACAUGCGGAGAGGUAUUUCGGGUGGACAAAAGAAACGAGUUACAACCGGAGAGAUGAUCGUGGGACCCCUGAGGACGCUAUUCAUGGAUGAAAUUUCUACUGGUCUGGACUCCUCGACAACCUUCCAAAUCGUCAAGUGUCUUGGAGACGUCGCCCAUGUACUGGACUCUACUGUGAUGAUCUCACUUUUACAGCCUGCACCAGAGACAUACAAUCUCUUCGAUGACAUUGUGCUUCUCUCUGAGGGGAAAGUGGUAUACCACGGACCUCGGGAAAACAUCUUGGAGUUUUUCGAAUCAUGUGGAUACAAAUGCCCGGAAAGGAAGGGUGUUGCCGAUUUCUUACAAGAGGUGACUUCCAGGAAAGAUCAAGAGCAGUAUUGGGCUGACAAGAGAAGACCGUAUCAGUACACGUCAGUGAAGGAUUUUGCAGAUGCGUUCCAGGAAUUUUAUGUCGGUACUGAGAUGGCUCGACAACUAUCAAUUCCAUUUGACAAGAGUAAAAGUCAUCCACAAGCAUUGUCUUUCAAGAAGUACUCAGUGCCGUAUAAGGAUCUUCUCAGGUUCAGUUUCCAGAAGGAAGUUCUUUUAAUGAAAAGGAACGCAUUUGUUAGCUAUUUCAAGGCCUUUCAGAUUGCUGUAAUGGCAUUUAUAGCCAUGACCACCUUCUUCAGAACAGAGAUGUCCCGAGAUAACCUGGAAGAUGCACAAACUUAUGCUGGAGCUCUGUUUUUUGGAGUCGUCAAUAUUUUGUUCAACGGAUUCUCUGAGCUGUCAAUGACUAUUAUCCGGCUACCUGUUUUUUACAAACAAAGGGAUCUGUUGUUUCACCCUCCAUGGACUUUUACCUUAUCGAAGUUUCUCAUAAACAUUCCCACAUCUGUGCUUGAGUCUUCUAUCUGGGUCAUCAUCACCUACUACACAGUUGGCUUCGCUCCAUCAGCUGCCAGAUUUUUCCGUCAGCUUCUGCUUAUGUUCAGUGUGCACUCCAUGGCAUCGGCCCUUUUCCGUUUGAUUGCGGGUAUUUGUCGCACCAUGGUGGUUGCAAACACAGGAGGAUCCUUGGCCCUUUUGGUGGUCUUCGUUCUUGGAGGAUUUCUACUUCCGAGGACAUCUAUCAAGCCCUGGUGGAUAUGGGGAUACUGGAUAUCACCUCUGUCAUACGCUCAGAACGCUGUUGAUGUGAACGAAUUCCUUGCACCGCAAUGGAAUAAGCCUAUUCCCGGAAUUAACGACUCGUUGGGAGUUACGUUUUUAAAAAGCUCCGGUGUCUUUCCAAGAGGUCGUUGGUUCUGGAUUGGAGUUGGUGUGAAUCUUGGCUACGCACUUCUGUUCAAUGUUCUGUUUACUUUAGCCAUCACCUACUUAAAUCCUCUGGGCAGAUCUCAAGCAGUUAUCUCCGAAGAAGUGUAUAAUGAAAAACAAGCAGCUCUUACCGGGGUGGAGACCCCUUCAAUGGGGGAAGCACAGCGAGUUGCUAGAUCCGCCUCUGGCAGUGUUGGACAAGGCUCGAGUAUCUCAAGGAGGCAACCAAGAAGUCUCUCAGCAUCAGCGAGCAAAGUGACUUCUGAGAUAGGGAUGAGCAGAAUAAGCUCUUCAUCGGUGUCUAAGAGAGGCGCUAGCAACUCGUCAAUGAGCAGAGACUCAUUUGAGCAUGGAGGAGAGGGCACGCCUUCUAAGAGGGGCAUGAUUCUUCCAUUUGAACCAUUAUCAAUCAGUUUCGAUGACGUGAAGUACUAUGUUGACAUGCCUGCGGAAAUGAAAGCCCAAGGAGCUGGAGAGGACAGACUACAGUUAUUGAAGGGUGUGACUGGAGCUUUCAGACCUGGAGUUUUGACGGCUCUUGUUGGGGUUAGUGGAGCGGGAAAGAGUACCUUGAUGGAUGUUUUAGCAGGAAGGAAGACAGGGGGCUAUAUCGAGGGUGACAUUAGAAUCUCAGGAUAUCCCAAAAAGCAGGCAACGUUCGCUAGAAUUUCAGGUUACUGCGAGCAGAACGACAUUCACUCUCCACAAGUGACUGUAUUCGAGUCUCUUGUAUACAGUGCCUGGCUUCGACUGGACAGAAACAUUGAAAAGGAGACCAAAGAGUUGUUUGUGCAGCAAGUCAUGGAUCUGGUGGAGCUCACGACUCUUAGGGAUGCUCUCGUUGGUUUACCUGGUGUGUCUGGGUUGUCAACAGAGCAACGCAAAAGGUUGACAAUUGCUGUAGAAUUAGUUGCGAAUCCUUCCAUCAUCUUUAUGGACGAGCCCACUUCAGGUCUGGAUGCUCGAGCAGCUGCCAUCGUAAUGAGAACUGUUCGCAAUACUGUCGAUACGGGGCGGACCGUUGUUUGCACCAUUCAUCAACCAAGUAUCGACAUCUUUGAAGCUUUCGACGAGUUACUGCUAAUGAAGCGCGGCGGGCAAGUUAUAUAUGCUGGUCCUUUAGGACGUCACUCCCACAAGCUUGUAGAAUAUUUUGAGGCUAUACCAGGAACACCAAAGAUAAAAGAAGGAUACAAUCCAGCCACUUGGAUGCUGGAGGUUUCUUCUGUUUCUGUUGAAAAUCGUCUCGCAGUGGAUUUUGCUGACAUAUAUUCCAAAUCCGCUUUAUUUGAGAGAAAUAAAGCUCUUGUUCAUGAACUCAGCACUCCCCCGGAGGGUGCCAAGGACCUGUGGUUCGCCUCUCAAUUUUCUCAGCCAUUCUGGACUCAAACUAUUGCCUGCUUGUGGAAGCAGAAUAUAACCUAUUGGCGGAGUCCUAGUUACAACAAUGUUCGAUUUCUAUUUACCAUACUUGCUGCCCUCCUUUUUGGCACCAUUUUCUGGAGGCUGGGAAUGGAACGUCACAAGCAGUCAAACAUCUUCAGUAUCAUGGGGAGCAUGCUUGGUGCUGUUCUCUUUAUUGGAAUCAACAAUGCAUCCACAGUGCAGCCUGUCGUUGCAACUGAGCGCACAGUCUUUUACAGAGAAAGAGCUGCUGGAAUGUACUCAGCUUUUCCAUAUGCCAUUGCUCAGGUUCUGAUCGAAAUUCCGUACUGCUUCGCACAAGUUAUAGUUUACUCGUUGAUCACAUACUCGAUGAUCAACUAUGAGUGGACAGCCGCAAAGUUUUUCUGGUAUAUAUACUUCAUGUUCUUCACAUUCCUUUACUUCACCUUCUACGGCAUGAUGGCAGUCGGUCUUACGCCAAAUCACAACAUUGCGGCGAUUGUCUCGGCUUUCUUCUACUCUGUAUUCAAUCUCUUCUCAGGGUUCUUGAUCUUUAAAAAGAGAAUACCCGGUUGGUGGAUAUGGUACUACUGGAUUUGCCCUGUCGCGUGGACUCUAUAUGGACUUAUAACCUCGCAGUUCGGUGAUGUUACUGAGGAUGUGUUGCUUACCGGUGGAGGCACGCAAAGGAUUAAGGACUUUGUGAACGACACAUUUGGUUUCAAGUAUGACUUUCUACCGGUCGUGGCUAUCAUGCUUCUCGUCUUCCCAUGCCUAUUCGCCUUCGUCUUCAUGGUCUCCAUCAAGUUUCUCAACUUCCAAACACGAUAAAGGGUUGAAGGUUCUUUCCGGGAAUAUGUUUCACCUGCCUACAUUCCAUUCUUCAGUUUCGCCGAUCGAAAAGCGCCCAUUGCAAUUGCGUGCUGGAAUUCACAUUGGACAGUAUCAUCUGGGGUUGGCAGAAGGGUGGGAGAACAACAUCCACCACUUGAAAGUCAAGAUUUUAUUCUGAAAGUUCGCAACUCUAGCAAGGUCCGUGCUUACUGGGGUCAGUGGUUUGAAAAGAGAGCUUCGACCAGCACAAAUCGAUAGACGCUGCGAUGUUGCCACUUGUAUCCUCCUAUAAAACCAUCUUGGAGCUUGUACUGGUGAAGAGAGUCAGCCUGCAUUGCAACUGAGUGAUUGAAGUGAAAAAAAGUGUUCCCGACUGUGAGUCCCAGCCGGGAGUCUCAAUCAUUACCAGAGUAAUGACAGGGCACACACAAGGCAGAACAUUUCAACAUGACAGUUUGGAGGUAAAUUGUGAAGACUACGAUGUACUACAGAUUUUUCCUGCAAACUCGGACAGAUCAAGGUCGAAUUCAACUUUGAUACACGAUUAGGCCUUGAUACCUGUAAUGGACGAGAGGAAUGUAAUUCACAGCAUCAGUAGUAAAGUAUUAGUAGAAUCUGCAAUGGCGCCAUGAGCAACAGUAGAAAUAUUCUUGACAGCUAAAGUAAAGGUCACCAAUGGAAGUAUUCCAUGACCUUCUUGAUGUCCUCAUUACUUGUGUAUAUUAUGCACGUGCAAAUGAAACCAUUUU
Molecule: messenger RNA, 6286 nt
Organism: Marchantia polymorpha subsp. ruderalis
Lineage: Eukaryota; Viridiplantae; Streptophyta; Marchantiopsida; Marchantiales; Marchantiaceae
Source: the annotation of a GenBank genome assembly